Molecule: messenger RNA, 847 nt
Organism: Bipolaris maydis ATCC 48331
Lineage: Eukaryota; Fungi; Ascomycota; Dothideomycetes; Pleosporales; Pleosporaceae
Source: RefSeq, a predicted model, not a curated record
GGCAAACCAAGAACAGAUUGGACAGGUCAGAGGAAUGAUGCCGCUAACUGGAAAGGUUUCCAAGGCACCUUGACUAUGUGUCUUCAAACGCUGAAUUCUACCUAUAACUCGACGAUGCAGACCGAAAUAAUUGACACGAAAAUCGACUUAGACUGGCAAAUAAAGCCAGGAGUUUCAAAUGGCAGCCAAUACCGGUACUGCGUUACGGGCCAGAACAACGAGGAGUUUUGCGUUGGCGAUACGGACAUCACGGAAUGGGAAUACCUGAUGGCAAAAUCACUUACUGGUGCAGCUGCUAUAUAUCCUAACGAGACCGACUAUGGCUUUACCGGUCAAUAUGCCCCUAACAUCGCUACAGAUGUCCUCGGCGACAGUCCAGCGUACUGUAACGGAUCAACUGUAGAAGGAGGCUUCAAACGAAGGAUGAACAAUAUUGCCAUCUCGAUGAGCAACGCACUUCGUACCGGGAAAAAUGCAGUCCCUCUCAAAGGCGUCGAGUGGACCAAGGAGCAAUUCUUCGACGUCACCUUCUACUGGAUGUCUUUCCCACUCGCGAUAUACCUGAUCAUAACUCUUUUCCUCUUUUCCACCAUUGUUACAUCGAGCAGAGCUGAUACACCGCUCUGGAAGUCUUCGCCGCUCGUCUUACUAGAGGCUACGAAUUCGUCGAAUCGUAUGCAAAGUUUAGACCAAGUAGAGUCGGACGCGCGUGGAACUUGUAUAAAGUUGCAACAUACAGGUGACAGCUGGCAUCUGCAGAAUAUGCCGGUAUCUAGCGUAACUGGCAAAGAGGGUAUUUAAAUAUAUCCUCUUAUUAGUAGUAUGAAAUACAAUGUUUAUACAAGGC